Molecule: messenger RNA, 4212 nt
Organism: Pungitius pungitius (ninespine stickleback)
Lineage: Eukaryota; Metazoa; Chordata; Actinopteri; Perciformes; Gasterosteidae
Gene: ube3d
Product: ubiquitin protein ligase E3D
Exons: 10
Coding region: 197-1372 (391 amino acids)
Biological process (GO): protein autoubiquitination; protein monoubiquitination; protein polyubiquitination
Cellular component (GO): nucleus; ubiquitin ligase complex; cytosol
Molecular function (GO): cyclin binding; ubiquitin protein ligase activity; ubiquitin conjugating enzyme binding
Source: RefSeq, a predicted model, not a curated record
GACUUGCUCAGACGUCACGCUGCAGACAAGUAACGUCAGUAGCCGCUGGAUUUCACGAGCGUGCUGAAGCAAAUACAUGUAACUUUAUAUUUACCUUAUUUUGGAUGUAGUGUCGCCGAGUUUCUCAGCCAAACUCAGAUUUGAUUAGUGCGUGAUUUUAAAAAUAUAUAUUUUAUAAUUCCUUGCCUAACGUUAAAUGGCAGAACUGGAGGGGCCAACCAAAACACAUGGAGUUGGAGUCUUCUUAGAGCUGAGAAAAAGACUGCAGAGUGGACUGCUUAUUGUCGGGAAAAACGUGGCCACCAGUCCCGCCGAUGUGGUGGUGACGGGCGGGGAGUCAUCGCUCCACAUCAAGACUCCCAAAGGCGAGCUGAGCCUGACUCUGCCAGCAGGAGUCACCUUCGAGCAGGGCUCCUGCACGCCGACACCGGCGGGAGACUUCUGCGAGGAGGAGCUGCAUUUCCGACUGCGCAUCGGCGUCACGCGAAGCCCAGACGAAGAGACGUCUGACAGCGCGAUGGAGACACUCCGGGCCAAAGAGACUUAUUGCUUCCACUGCCAGGGCUGCAUGACCAGGCUGCUGGAGGACAGAGAGUUUAAGCGCGUCCUUCCUCUUCCCAACUGCAACUGGAACGCCAUCGUGGACGACUGGUGCUGCCACCCUGAUCCGUUCGCCAACAGGAAGCUUCUGCCCCGGGCAGAGGACUGUUUGCUGGGCGACACCUUCCUCCUGCUAGCCAAAGAUGGCGGCUGUGCAGAGACCCUCACCGAGGAGGUGAGCCUGGUCGGCUCCAAGGACAGUCCGGAUUCCAAGAAGCCCUGCCGCCGACUGGCACUCAUCUCCUGCAAGAGCUGUUCGUUGGUGCUGGGAGAGGCUGUUGCACCGGAGACACUGAAACUGUACAUCACACAGGUGGUGGUGGAGCCCGCUGUGGGAGACAGACAGCCGGAAGCUUCACUUAACAGAUCGCUCUUCCUGGAGCAGACUGUCGCAGCCAGGCUGUUGGGGCUGUCCACCUCACUGAGCACCUUCCACUUCUCCAUCCAAACUCCUGAUGGAAAAGCCUUCUUAUUGGUCUGGCUACUGAACGGCGACUCGGUCACGGCGUCGGUUCCCGAGAGCUCUCUCGGCUGCCCGGAUCCUCCCGGAGCCGCCCGAGCCCUGAAGAUCCUCUACGCCUCCCCCUCCGAAGCAGGCGCCCAGCAGAGAGACAUUGUAACGAGUUGGGAGGCCAAUGCCAUAGGACAUCCAGUGGUGCUGCCACUGAGUGUGUGUGAGGAGCUGCUGCAAGUGAUUGAUGACAGCAACUCCACACUUCCUGCGUCCAUGUGCUGCAUGAGGUCCUAUGAGGUGGCGUAUCUCAGACUCUGAGGUCAAAAGGCCGAUGCCGGGAGGUCCAGACUCCACUCGUUCCUCUUGGAGAACACAUACUGUAUGCUUGUGUACGUUGAGGUCAUAUCCUGCACAGCUGUCUAGUAAGUAGGAGGCUGCUGCAGAAAUAAAACGAAGCAAGCCUGGAAUAGUUUUUUUCUUUCUUUAAAAAAAAAAAAAAAAAAAAAAAAAAAAAAAAUCCAAACAAGUUGUGUCUUCUAGUUGCCUCUCCACAUGUUUGGUGGUGUCGUCACCUGCAAACCAAUUCAUGUUGAAACAAGUUGCUGCAACGCAUUUAAAUGUUAAAAUAUAGUCCCUAAAUGUAGAACUGGAUGAGAUUCACGGGACAAUCAUUAUUGUUAUUCAUUGAAUAAAAAGUUUCUUGAUGGUACAUCCUAAUGUUGAUUUAUAUUGGCAUGUACCAUACUGGUUGGAGACCACGUAUGUGUACAUUGUAUGUUUUCCCAUUUCUAAGCUUUAUUUUCUCUUUUUCAUUCUCAACAAACAGAUUAAACUGUUGUAUUUUUUUGUAAGAUUCCCUUCUUCCUGUUUUUUUCUCUGCUGGAGAGCACUCCAGCUCAUAUGUGGGACAUUGUUCUUGAGGUGGCUCUCGGUGAAAGCUUAUUAUAGAGGCACUUCAGCCCCAGGGUGCAGCAGUCCAUCCUCCACUUGAGUGUAAUUGCAGCUUGUGAAGCUCGGUGAUUUUUGUCUCGUUGUGGCUUUAUUUGUGUGCCAAUGACUGAUGACUGAUAUUUAUGUAACAUGCGUGGUAACGAGAAUCAUUGGUCAAAGUGUAAUGGUUAAACACUCUUCACCUUCUAAUGUUCAUCGUGAUAUGGGCUGGUCAAGUAGCUCCUGCGUUAUGUCAAAGUACGUUUCACACAUAGUGGUGGGAAUCUGCCGACCUGGUCAGUCCAACACUGACCGAAGACUAAUGUAUUUAAACCACUAUUGAGUGCCCUGCCGUGCAUUUCUAUUCAGACAUGCAUGGUUCCCAGAAGAUGAAUCCUAUUGGCUUUGAUGAUCCACUGACUUUCCUGAUAGCGCCAUCAUGCAUUUCACAGUUUUAGUCUGUGAAAUGUAAAUUGGCACCAAAACAUCAGAUGGAUUGAUUAAGUCAUUUUUCACACAUUCGUGGUCCGUCAUUUUGUUUGUAUGUCUGGGCUUCCCUGAUUUAGAUGAUCCCCUUACUUUAUCUUGUUUAAAGAUUUCAACUAAAGCAGAGAAAUUUCUCAAUAUAGUAACAAUUAUGUAUUUUUGUAUUGCGUUAGUCUUUAAAUGUAAAUCAUGUUGUUUUUAUUCAUGUACACGUUUCUUCUUCUUUUUAAGGAUGUGUGACAUUUGAAAGCUUUGACUUUUCCUGCGAAUCAACAUGAGCCCAUUUGGACUUUGAUAAUAAGCCCAGCUUUGUGCCGAGCUGGGUCAGUUCAGUAAAGCAAAGAGAUCACAACUGGACCUUACGUUGGCGUCACCGCUACUCUGCGCAUAGUCAUCUCACUACCCAUUCUCCAUAGGUUAUAGCUGACCAGCAAUGCAGCAUCAUUUGUACCUCCAUGUCUGUUUUAGUAGCGACGGGGGCACCAUUUUUUCCCCCCCCGCUCCUAAAUACAUGCCUAAACCUGCUAAAUUCUGAUGCGGCAAAGGACAAUUACUUUAAGGAAUACAGAGACGUAUUGUGGCCGCUAAGGUGGAAAGGCAUAGAGUGAAUUGGCUAAUUAAAUACAUCCAGCGCUGAACCGCCAAGGGGUUCUCGUUUCUUUUCGGCCCUUUCUCCCCAAGUGCAAAUGAAGUAGGCCCCAAAUAACCCAUUCGUUUCAAGGCCGCUGAGCAGAAGGAGCUACUCCACAUUACGUGCUGCUGUUUUGAACACACCGAACGACUCAGUCACCCAGGAGCCAUAAAGAGUUUCAGACACUCUGUCUUUCUACCCUUGAAGGACAAUAGAAGCGUCAAAUUAAAAAGUUUUUUGCCCAGGAUCUUCUGUUGACGCUGUGCAGCUCAUUAGCCUUUUCGGUUAUCAUGAAAAGAUCUGUCUGAAUAAAGGUCUUCUCCAUAUUCAGCCUUAGUAAUGACUUGUUCAUGGCUAGAGAGUUUUGGCUCGCUGUCCUUAUUCAUGUGCACAGCAGAUUUGAGGGUAAGAGGGAAAGAAUAUCCAACUGUAAGCCACAGAUUUGCGCUGCUGCUUACUUUUCCCGUUGAGGUGACAUCCCACAUAAGGAGUGAUCAAGUCUACGUGCGCCACAGUAUGAAUUUCAAAUUGGGUUUUCCAGUCCUUUGCCUUUGCUAAUGUGUUUGAUAUUAUUUUCGGAUUAAGUGAGACAGUAGAAAGAAAGAAAGAUCCUUUUGGGGGAGGUCAAGCCACCAAGCUUGUCUUGUCUCCAAGAGGAAAUGAGGCAUCAGAUUGAGUUCCUGUCACCCGAUCCUAAUGGUUCAUCUAUCCUCAGAAUCCUGGAGUUGUUUCUGCAUAACAGAGAUACUAGUCUUUUUGUUCUCCUCUUUUUAGGUGUCACUAUUAGGGUGGAAAGUCAAGACAAAAGCAUUAAAAGUUUUGCUUUUGCGCUUGAAAAGCUAAAUACCUCCAAAGGAGACUCGGGUUUUACAGCCCUGCGGUUGAUUGAUUUAAACGCCGUCUCAGCCGAUAUUGGCUGGGAUUAACUCCAGUGAUUCACAUUCUAUGAGAUCAAAAUUAGAGGAUUUUUGUUAUGCAAAGAUACAAAAUAUCACAACAAUGUGUAACUUGUGAUACAUAUUGGGCCACAUAUUGAAGAAGCAGAUGUUUUAAUUAAUGUCUGUAUAUUGUCAACAACUUAGUGUCAAAUUAAAUAAAAAAGUUAAAUUGA